AUGGGCUCAUUACAGAACAAAGAUGUCGGUCUCGGCCAAGACUUCACGAAGCAGGUCAUUGCCUCCAUGGGCAAGGAGACCGACCCCAGGCUCCGUGUCAUUCUCACUUCCUUCAUCCAGCACAUCCAUGACUUUGCGCGCGAGGUCGAUCUCACCACGGAUGAGUGGAUGAUGGGUGUCAACAUGAUCAACUGGGCGGGCCAGAUGAGCAACGACCGUCGCAAUGAGGGCCAGCUCCUGUGCGACGUUAUUGGACUCGAAUCGCUUGUUGAUGAUAUCACAAACCGGGUGGCGACGAGGAACGGCCAGCCCGGCACCGCGACGGCUAUCCUCGGCCCCUUCUGGCGCGCCGACACUCCCGUUCGCAGCAACGGCAGCACGAUCGUGCUCAAGGUCCCAGAGGACGGUCAAGUUGCGUGGAUGUACGGUCAAGUAACAUGCUCCAACACCGGAAAGCCGUUGGCCAACGCGUCGGUUGAUGUCUGGCAAGCCUCAACAAAUGGUUUGUACGAGCAACAAGAUGCCGAUCAGCCUGAACACAACCUGCGUGGUGUGUUCAAGACUGACUCGGAGGGCCGCUAUGGCUUCUACUGCCUGCGACCCACCCCCUAUCCCGUCCGCUCAGAAAGCUUCCAGUCUGUCACGACACAAAUCUUUGACGAGGACUCUAAGUACCUCGAGGAUGACUCUGUUUUCGCAGUGAAGGAUGGCCUCACCGUGAGAUUCUUGGAAAGGAAAGGCGAUGCCAAGGCUCCCUGGGAGCUUGAGUACAAUAUCAAGUUGGUCCCCAAGUAA
Messenger RNA from Colletotrichum chrysophilum, 795 nucleotides. RefSeq lists its product as uncharacterized. The record is from RefSeq and is a predicted model, not a curated record. Gene Ontology annotation, molecular function: ferric iron binding; catechol 1,2-dioxygenase activity. NCBI's taxonomy places the organism in Eukaryota, Fungi, Ascomycota, Sordariomycetes, Glomerellales, Glomerellaceae. Bases 1 to 795 code for a protein of 264 amino acids. The transcript has 4 exons. Gene Ontology annotation, biological process: catechol-containing compound metabolic process.